UGAGUUUUUCGACGCUUACUAUCUUCAGACAGUUCUCGGCUGACAUAUUCCAGUCGUACGUCACGACUCGUUCCCUUUACAUCCAAGUCUUAACAGUGGUUGACCUUUAGCUGCGAGUGUAUCGUCUUCAACUGAAACUGGGUUAUCUCACCAUGCAAUUGAAAUAGGCUACCCUCUUAUCGUUUUGAUGGAAUGGUGUUUUUCUACAUAUUUUUGCGUGGCGGAAGUCAUUCUCAUUUGGCGUCUUUACGCCCUAUACAACCGAUCAAAGCUCCUACUCUAUGUUCUACUGGGGUUGUUCCUACCUAUCGUCGCGCUCUAUAUAGGGAUGGAUAUAUAUUUAUAUAGUCGACCCUUAGCGUUCUCGGUGACUGAAAUAAUCACUCCGAACACCAAGUACUGCGCGGUUUCCUUCAACAUGGGGCCUAUGCCUGCGAUAUAUGCUUCCAUCCCCGUCAUAUGCUUUGAUAUCUUCCUACUUUCUCUCUCAGUUGCCAUUCUCGUCACACACUUGAAAGCACAGAGGACACAGAAAAUGAGGCCUAACGCCUAUGUGCUAGUGAUCGUGCGAUAUCAUGUCAUAUACUUUGUUCUGAAUGUGACAAGUCAAAUAUUAUGGGCGAUAUUAUGGGUCAACCUUUCAACCCCGGUGUUCAGCCUCACAGUGACGUUCAUUGAUACCGUACCAGUAAUUAUCGUGCCCCGUCUGAUCAUCAGCAUUUGGGAUACGCAUGCCAACGACAGCUGCGCACGUGUUAGUACGACGUUCGCAGAUUGUGUAUGUUUGACCUCGUUACCGGUAUUCGAGCAGUACGAGAUGGGCACCCGCACAGAAUGGUCCCAAAACCAGGAUGACGCAGGAGUAACCAAUUCACAUAUCUCAUCUGUGUAAGCUAUGCUUACCGCUAAUCGGACACCUCGCUCUGUUUGCUCACGUUUUGUUCGAGAUAACACUUAUAGUUGCUCGCUGCUCAUGUACAUGUAUCGGUUCUUCUUUCUCUCUGUUAUGUAAAUCCAUACUCCUUUCGCGUUCUGCUUUAUGUCCGCAUCUCUCCGAGUGUUAUCACCUGUCCA
Suillus paluster is the source of this 1074-nucleotide messenger RNA. RefSeq lists its product as uncharacterized. NCBI's taxonomy places the organism in Eukaryota, Fungi, Basidiomycota, Agaricomycetes, Boletales, Suillaceae. The transcript is spliced from 5 exons. Bases 188 to 892 code for a protein of 234 amino acids. The record is from RefSeq and is a predicted model, not a curated record.